CUUUGUCACAACUUCAUUAAUUAGCGUGAAGUUUCUUUCAAUUGGAUUACAAAGUAAGCUGAAAAAGAGAAUCGAACCAGACGUUUACUUGAGAAAGGAGUAUCUGAGACAAACCAGAUUAUCUUGAUUCCUGUGGGGAAAAAUUGGUAAAGGUUAAGCAGUUGAGCUUUCAUUUCCGGAUUUGUCUGCGGCCAGGGUAAAGGUAGUGAUCGAGUGGUGCAGUAUAGUACUUGUAAUUGCUCCAGACUCCAAAUUUCUCUUCUUUCUCUUGGCAUAUACGCAGCCAAAGCUCUGAAACAUCAAUUAUCUGCUGGGUUUCUACAUUUUUUUUCUGGGUUUUUGUUAUCGGGAUGAAUUGGGUACUUUGAGGAAGAACAUAGUAAGUUGAAUUUCACUGCAAAUGGGUAUUUUGUAAAGGGUUUUAUGCGAUCUGCUCUGCCAAUUUCAAGUUUUGCAAUGGCUUCCUACAAGUAUUGGUGUCUUGUCUUACUUUUUCUUUCACAGAUUUCCUUCUCUUUAUCUGGGAAAGCCAACUCAAUCAAUUCGGUUCCUGAUCUGGAGAGGUCAAUGUAUAAAUUAAUUGAUGGCCAUCCUUGUGUGAGACUUCUGAAUCUUUCUGGGGAGAUUGGAUGUGCUAAUCCUGGACGCGAAAACGUAGUUGCUCCUAUUGUAAAGUAUCAUGAUUCUGGCAUAAUAAAUCAGUUGUCUACUGUUUUACUCCCUUUGGAUGAAGUUCAGAACUUCUUCAAUCGAGUUUCAACAGAUCCUGAUUUUGGAAAAAAUGUUGCUGGUGUCUUAAUUGAGGCAGAAGCUAUUAAAGAUAAGUUAAAAGGAUUUUCUCCAGAUGAAAAGUUUCCUCUAUCCAAAUUUUCUCCCUACAAAAAUGUCACUUAUGAAUGGAAUUCUCAAGGAUCAGGCAUCAUGUGGCACCGCUACAAUUUCCCUGUAUUUUUGCUGUCAGAGAACAAUACAUCAGUCUUGAAAGAGGUUGCUGCCAAGAACGAAAAGAAUAAUAGGCCAUACAGUCAUGAUGUUGCUGAAUUUGAACUUGUUAUGCAGACAACAAAAUCUGACACUCGUGAUUCAGAAUCUUGUCUGAAAGCAAGAACCUGUCUUCCCCUAGGUGGAUAUAGUGUUUGGUCUUCUCUUCCUCCCAUCGUUGAAUCGUCCUCGGAUGUUGCAAAGCCUAUUAUAUUAGCAAUGGCAUCUAUGGACACUGCUUCAAUUUUCCGUGACAAAAGCGUUGGUGCAGAUUCCCCAUUAUCCGGAUUGGUUACUCUGUUGGCCGCUGCUGAUGCUCUUUCUCGUUCAGAUUAUUUGAAGAACUUUAAGAAGCAGCUUGUUUUCCUGAUUCUUACCGGAGAAGCCUGGGGUUUCCUUGGUAGCCGAAGAUUCUUACAUGAGCUUGAACUGCAUUCAGAUUACGUUGCAGGGCUCAAUAGCGCAUUAGUUGAAAUGGUUCUGGAAGUUGGGUCCAUUGGAAAAGGGUUCGAUGGUGCUGUGAAGAGUUUUUUUGUUCAUCCAUCCAGUGAAUCAAAGGCGGUAAAUGCGACAUUUGAUGCUUUGCAAAGUGCCCAAGUUUCACUAAAAUUCGAUGACAUCAAAAUUUCAGCAGCUAGCAUUUCAAAUCCCGGAGUCCCUCCGUCUUCAUUAAUGUCCUUUUUGAAUAAGAACCCUCAAACAUCCGGCGUUGUCUUAGAAGAUUUUGACACCAAGUUCGCAAAUGAGUUUUAUCAUAGCCACCUUGACGAUAUCUCAAACAUCAACUCCACGUCCAUAGUAGCUGCAGCGUCCCUAAUUGCCCGUUCUCUGUACAUACUUGCCACUGACAUGAAGAACUCAGAUACAUCGGACCUGGAUGUUAUCCAUGCCAAUGCCUCUUUGAUUGAAGAACUUUUGAAUUGUCUUGUGAAAUGUGAUCCUGGUUUGUCUUGUGGGCUGGUCAAGAAUUAUAUAUCGCCUACAACUACCUGCCCUAGCAGUUAUGUUGGAGUUAUUGUUGAUGAUCCUUCAUCUCCACCCUAUCGUGGGUAUUCAAGCGAUAUAUCGAGAUUUAUUUGGAACUUUUUAGCUGAGAAGACGGCCACAAAGAUGGACAGUUCUGGUUCGGAUUGUCAACAAGGUUGUAGCGAUAAAAGUGAUUUGUGCAUCAAAGCAGAGACUGAACUGAAAGGUGUCUGUGUCAGAUCCACUACCAGGUAUGUGCCUGCGUAUUCAACCCGUCUCGAGUAUGACUCUGGAUCCGAAUCCUGGAAGGUGCUGCCUCCAAAUUCAUCAGAUCCGAUGGGCGUAGCAGACCCUGUUUGGACUGAAAGCAAUUGGGAUUCCAUUGGCCUAAGAGUAUAUACACAUCACGAUGUAGCUUAUGACCGUCUUAUCCUGUUCGCAGGUUUAGGUAUAACCGGCUUCUCUUAUCUUGCCAUUGAAAUUACCAAGUCGAUUAUGACUAAAUCUUUGAAGAGGGAUUAGGUUAUGGGGCUCAUUUUUUUCUCAUAUAAACUAAUUUGUUGUGACACUAAAACAUAUAUAUGAAUUAAGGUUAGGACUUGGAUUCCUCAUUUUAGCUGCUUAGAUUGUGACAUGCCGUUCUGAAAACUAGGGUAUUUGGUGGAUUCAAGUGUUACUUUUUUAGAUUUUAAAAAAUUGAUAUUCAAAUGUAUGAUUUGGUAUUGA
Messenger RNA from Amaranthus tricolor (Joseph's coat), 2673 nucleotides. Its product is annotated as nicastrin. NCBI's taxonomy places the organism in Eukaryota, Viridiplantae, Streptophyta, Magnoliopsida, Caryophyllales, Amaranthaceae. Gene Ontology annotation, cellular component: membrane. The transcript is spliced from 16 exons. Bases 424 to 2469 code for a protein of 681 amino acids. The record is from RefSeq and is a predicted model, not a curated record. Gene Ontology annotation, biological process: protein processing.